AUGUGCCCGCUGCUUGUGGACACGAUAGCUAUUCACUCAUUUGUCGUUGACGACAAUUCAAAACUCCUCUUGAAACGCCUGCUCUCUCCUUGCAGACCCCUUCCAUUCGUCCCAACAGUCCUGCCGGCCAUGGCUCGUCUCUUCGUCUUCCUCUUCGCCCUCUUCGCUAUGGUGUUCGGCGCUCUGGCCCAUCCGCACCGGCCUGUGCCUAGCGGAACGCCUCUGCCGCCCGUCAACGGCACCGGUCCGCCGUACCCUGGUACCAACGGAACCGCUGGUGCUAUACACAAUGGCACUUACGAUAAUGGUCCGCACAAGCCCAUCCCAGUCCGACGCGGCCUGCGCAGCUAUCCCGUCGCCCUCCCCCGCGUGCCAGGACGCGAUUAA
Neoarthrinium moseri is the source of this 387-nucleotide messenger RNA. RefSeq lists its product as uncharacterized. NCBI's taxonomy places the organism in Eukaryota, Fungi, Ascomycota, Sordariomycetes, Amphisphaeriales, Apiosporaceae. Bases 1 to 387 code for a protein of 128 amino acids. The transcript has a single exon. The record is from RefSeq and is a predicted model, not a curated record.